AUAUAUCUGAGCAAGUGAUCACUGGUUUGAGCGCUCAUUUCUGAUGUUUGUAAAAGACUCUGAUCGGAGUGUACUGUCACUUGUUUGCAAUUGUAGUGUUUGAAAUUGAUUGGUGUGUUAGAUGUGUACAGAUUGUGAAAAACAAUGUUUGAUAUAAAGAACAUAGUUAACAGGAUAAGAGACAGGGGUAGAGAAUCUAAUCCAGAUUCUCCAGCACAUGGAAAGGAAGAUGCUGUGGGAAGCAGACAGGCAGCAGAAGGCUUACUCUGCCCAUCAUGCAUGGAAGCAUUUACAUCAGUGGAAGCCUUGAGGAGCCAUUAUGAAAGUACCCAUGCUGAAUUACUGGAUACCACAGUACAGCCGAAUGAUACACGCUUUGAGACACUACAUGAAGAAAUUGGAGAAAAGUGUAGCAGACAGGAUGGCGUUCAAGUUCUCAGAAGUAACAGUGAUGCUGACCAGGAUAUAGUGGUGAACAUGAAUGAUCCUGCUGAAUUGAAAGAAAAAUUAAUUGAAACUUUGAAAAGCAAGUCAUGGUUGGAGACGGAAAAGGAACAGUUGGAACAGAAAGCAGCUCAUUUGGCAAAAAUGAAUGCUUCACUUAAAGCUGCAUCAGAUGAAUUAGAAAGCAACCAGGUUACACUGAGAGAGAGGCUCAAAGUUCUUGAAGCACAGUUGGCACACAGGGAGAGCAUUGAUGAUGCUGCAGUUUUAAAGCAAGAACUUGUUCAGGUUCAGAGGAUGAUGGAUGAAUUGACUAGAGAGAAAGAAAAGGAACGAGACAUGCUACAAAAAGAUUUGCAGCAUCUACAAGACAAGUAUACUCAAUUAGAGCAGUGGAACACAGAUGCUUCAAUUCAUACAAGAGAAAUUGAAGAACUGAAUAAGAAAUUGAACUUGAAAGAAUCUGAAUGUAGUAGCAUACUGAAAGAGCUUGAGAACUGCAAGCAACAGGUGGAUGCUGGAAAAGAAAAAAUAAUAGUUUUGGAUUCUGAGUUAUCAGAACAGAAACAGAAACUGAAAAUGCUUCAAGAACAGCAUGAGGAAUUGAAACAAUCACUGAAAAAUAAAGAUCAGUCGUUUUCUGAAAUAAUAGAGCUAAAACAGAAGUCUAUUGAUGAAUCUAUUGCACAGCUGAAAAAGAUGAAAGAAAAACUUGAGCAUAAAGAUAAAGAACUUGAUGAAUUACAACUCAAACUCAAAAGCAGUGUUGAAGAAGAAAACAAAACUAAAGCAACAUUGACCAAGUUAAAACAGAAUUAUAAUUCACUGGAAGCUGAAAUGAAAUCAAGAGACUUCAAAAUUGAAGAACUGAGCUCCGCUUUGAAAAAAAGUAAAGAAGUUAGUGCUAAGCAGGAAAGUGAACGUGCGGAAUUAGUUGCUAAAAUUCAAGCUGGAGAAGGUGCAAAAACAGUAAUUCAGCAACUGACUCAGGAGACGACAUCAUUACAAGAGAAAAUGAAAUCAUUAGAAAAGAAGGAGGAUGAGAAAAAUAAAUAUGUCCAGGAAUUAAAAAUGCAGAUUCAGAAUGUUACAACUAAGUACCAAGAAUGUAUGAAGGAACUGGAAACAAAAGAAGCAGAAUUAAAAUCAAUGGAAGGCUCCUUGGGGACAAUGAGCAAUAAUGCAUCUGAGUUGCAGAGAUCUUUGGAAGAAAAGGAGAUGCAGAUUGAAGAACUGUCGUCAUCCAUUGAGCGUUGCAGAAUGAACUCUGCAAACAUGGAAAGUGCUCUCUCAGAACUUAAGGAAACAGUGAACAUAAAAUUCCAUGAAAUUAGUGUUUUGAAGGAAAACAAUGAAGGUCUAAUUAAACAAAAGAAGGACUUGGAGAUAAAGUUAAAAAAACAGGAAGAUGAAUUAACAGCAAUCAAUUCCAAGGCAGAAGAAUUGAAUGAGAAGCUUUCUCAGAGUCAGAGAGCAUUAGAACUUAAGGAAGAGCGAAUCUGUGGUUUAGAAACUGAACUUAGUGCAAAAGAGGAUCAAAUCCAAACUCUGACAGCAGAGAAUCAAAAAUUAACUGAAACAGUUGAGAAUCUUCAAAGAACAAUUCAUACUAAUGAAGAGUUUAUCCAAGCUAUUGGGAUUCAGCGAACUUCUUUAGAGACAGAUUUGUUUGAACUCCAGAAAAGUAUGGCUGAAUUGGAGACAGAGAAGAAAAACAGUGAAGAAAGCUUUAAAACAGAAAUUGCAGCUCUGGAGAAUUCUCUGCAGGCUACACUUUCGGAAUCUCAGUCUCUAAAACAGGAGCUUGAACAUGUAUCUCAACUUAAGAAUAAGCUCUCAGAAGAGUACAAUGACCUGGAGAAAGCUAGGGACACUGAGGUACAAGCAAUAAAGAGUGAGUGUCAGAAGCUUCAGUCUGAAAUUGAAAACAAAGAAUCAGAAAAAAGUGAACUACAGGACAGUCUGCUUUCUGCUGAGAGAAAAAUUUCUAAACUUCUUGAUGAACUAAAAGUCAGCAAUGAAAGUUUAAUAGCUGCAGAGAGAGCUCAUUCAGAGAAAACUGCAGUUCUUCAAACUGCUCUUGAUGAAGUUGCAGGAGAAAAACUUGUACUUGAAGCUCAAUUAGAAGCAAGUCAACGUGAACAUAAAACUCUUCUUCAACGUUUCUAUACUACCUCUGGUGAGAUGGAAAACUUACGCCACACGAUUAUAGAACUGAGGCGGAAACUGGAUGAGAGUCAGGCUGCACUCCAAGAGCUUGGGAGAGAAAACCAGACAUUACAGCUGGACCUCGAAAAGUUGACUGGGCGCAAAUGGACUGAAGAUUCAGAUGCUCCGCAAUGUGCUCAGUGCAACAAAGACUUUUCAAUGAUAGUGAGGAGACACCAUUGUCGAAAUUGUGGACAGAUAUUUUGCAAUGAGUGUUCUUCAAAACUGGCACCUGUUGGGAACAAUAAGAAACCAGUCAGAGUCUGUGAUAACUGUUACAAUGAAAUUAUGAAUAAAUAAGUCUUAACAAGCUACUGGCACAAUGGCUGAAACAUUUAUUGUUAUGAAUGGUGUUUGGUAUUGUGUGGAUAACGUCUUGUACCAGUGUAAUAUUAGUUAAUAUUUAUGAAUGUUUCAUAAGAAAUCUUGGUUACUCAAAACUCUGCAUUGCAGAGAACAUAAAUUGUUCUUGGCCAUGGUAGUACAGAAAAAUUAGAUUUUCGUGCUUAACUAUUCACUGACAGCGCUUUAAAUUUUUUUAUGUCGUGUAUUUAUCUAACGAGCUGUCAGCUAUUUCCAAUACAAAAGCUUUAAGGACUGUGAACUGCCACUUCAUGUAAUGAAAAUGUGACUGUGUGUACAUUUUAAUGGGCACUGAUAUUAUAUUUCAUCUAUGUGUUCAUAAUGAGAACCCCUGUGCCAUUUUGGUAAUUUUUUGUACAAAUUUAAUUUAUUUUACUGUGUUAUAUUAAUUUUAAAAGUGAUUCACAUGUUUAUGAAGUCAGUAACCUAAUUUCAUAUGUAUAAUUCAUAUUGAGCCUGGUGACAUAUAUUGUGCUUACAUACAGGUAUUCGUGCUACAUCAAGCUGAGGAAAGGAUUAUUAUUAGUCAUCAGUCUGUGCUGCUAACAGUUACGAUAACAAAGGAAUUGUUUACAACUAACAAACUCCCAUGUAAUGGGUAAAAGUUACACAGUGCUCUAUGCUGUUAAUUCAGCAUAAAUUAAACAGCUAUUGUACAGUAUAUUGCAAAAUAUUUUUAUGAUUGUAAUUUUUGUUACUGUUGUUGUUCAUGAUUUCAUUGAAAAUUAAAAAAAAUAUUUUAAUA
Schistocerca gregaria is the source of this 3760-nucleotide messenger RNA. RefSeq names its product early endosome antigen 1-like. Lineage: Eukaryota; Metazoa; Arthropoda; Insecta; Orthoptera; Acrididae. Gene Ontology annotation, biological process: endocytosis. Gene Ontology annotation, molecular function: 1-phosphatidylinositol binding; metal ion binding. Gene Ontology annotation, cellular component: early endosome. The transcript is spliced from 16 exons. Bases 145 to 2952 code for a protein of 935 amino acids. The record is from RefSeq and is a predicted model, not a curated record.